AUGUCGGAUAAACUCAUCCUUAACAGUCUGAAAGAUGCAAGCUGUGUUGUCGCCAGUUUCAAUGUUGAAAGCAUAUUAUUUUUGGUCAAAACUGAGAGUAUCGAGCGAUUUGAAAUAUCGAAAGGAUAUAAUUUGAACUUUUUGAAUAAUGUAAGAACCCUGGGGUACACCGUGGCAGCAGCUCUGUACAUAGAACCCUUAUCAACAAAAGAAUAUUUUAUUUUGUUGAAAGACAAUGGGUGUUUGGAGAUUUUAAACUCAGAGACAUCUGUUGUAGACAGACUAGAGACAGGUUUCAAAAUUGAUAGGCUGCACAAUGUGCUGUUUCGCUUUGACGAAAAAUACAAAAGAUUAUACAUCAAUCUGACUAGGAACGCCCUAUUUUCAGUUCAGUUUCAAACCAGCAAAUCAUACUUUAAGUUCUCAACGGCUUCUCAGAAUCCAAUAUGUGUGCGACAAUUUUCGUAUGAUAUAAUAAGUCUGGAUUUAUGCUCUAACUUUGAUGUCUACACUAACGAGGAAAUGGAAACUCUAUCAAUUGUACUCAAAGAACCUGAUAAGCAGCAAUAUUUUUUUAGCUUACUUUCUUACAAGAGGGAGUACGGAAAGAGAAAGGUACAAUGGGAGGCUUUGGUUCCAUUAAUAGAGCUAGAGAGUAUUUCUAACAUAAAUAUGCAUGAAAAUAGCAUAGCUUCAAAACUUAUACCCAAUAUUGGAACUGUCAUCUUUUCCCCAUCGAAAACACUGUUCUUCUCUAUGCCCAGCGGGUUUGAAAGCUUCAUCGAAGGGGAAAGCGUUGUAAAUCCACAUGUAACGAGAGGCUGGAUGUCAGCAAGCCAUAAUCUAUCAACUGGAGUUUCAAUUCAGCCUUUAGUAAUAUUUGAGGAGAGCUUCAAUUCUUUUGUUUUUAAAGUAAUAGCGAAUAAUGGUACUGCUAUUGAAAUCAUUUUAGAUAAAUUAGAAGAAGACGAGGAAAAUUACUCUAUAAAGUUUAGAAAGUUUAGAUAUCGUGAGAGCUCUCUAAUUAAAGAUUUUCUUUUCGAUAAAGAAAUAACUCUUUAUAUGCCUCUAGUACACAAUACUAUGUUUUUAGCCUUAAUUUCUGAUAAACUAAUAUUUGCAUCCUUAAAUCAUUCACGUUUCUAUGACGAGAUUAUGUUCGAGAAAAAUACUUAUAUUUACUCAAACCUUAUCGGUUAUAGUGCCCAAAGAUACAUAUCUAGUGGGAUGUCAAAGGAUGGUAAGUAUUUUCUCGAACAAGAUCAUGUGGAUUGCAAGAGCAUCUGCGACAUAGAGGUUUUAAGCAAGGCAGAGGGUGAAGUUACUGAUGUUUGGUUAACAAAAAAACAUACAUGGUGGAGAGGGCCCGACAUUGGACUAUUUAAUGACUGUAAAUAUAUUGACAACGGGAAAGACGUGAAGUUCAUUGACAUCAGUAAUAGACGGAUAAUAGACUCUAAUAUUGAAAGCGUUACUACUAUUUUGAAUGACAGCGUCGGAAACUACUGCUGGAUCACGAAACAAGGAGAAAUUAAAUGGAGCAAUUCAAACGACAUAUAUACCGUGCGAAGCUCGAAAAAUCAUACUUAUAACCUGACUUUAAUUACUUCUCUUCUCUUGAAAAAUGGUAACAAUUUAACGGCAUUCAUUAUUGAUAGCAAACUUCUGGUGCUAAAGGAUCAUUCAAAACUACUUUUGGAACGCAACUUUGGUGAUGAUUUUGAAACUCCCUCCUCCAUUUUCAUCCACAGCACUAAUGAACAUUGCCACAUAUUGUUGGGCGACAUAUAUGGUACGUUGUACAUACUUGAUUGUCCUCAGGGAAAGCUAAUAAGUACUUUCAAAUGUAACGCAAAAGUAACGAAAAUUGCGCCAAUUCCAAAUACUGAUGGCUUAUUGAUUUAUAGUACUGAUUCUUUCAUUAUAGUAAAACCUAGUACAGCCGAGACUUACAAACUUUUCAGAGUUGAUAUCCCACUCAAACUGAAGACCAUUACCUUUGGAAAUAGUGUCGACUAUUUAGUAAUGGUUGAUACUGACAACUGUAUCUAUAAAUUAACAUUGCAUGAAAAUAUCGAUAUUAUUUUGAGCCACGUCUCUCGAACGAACACUGAUGUUCUAAUAAAUAAAAUUGUAGAGAUGGCUUCCUCAAGCAGAUACGUUAUAUGUACCUUUGUGAGCUUAGAAGAUAACAACAAAGGUGAUAAUAAAGGUGAUAAUAAAGAUGUUAGGGAUAGUGGCAUUUGCUUGUAUAAUCUUCAUAAAAAAUACGUUGAUAAAUUCACUAUUUCAGAAGAAUAUCCUCAAGCCACAGUAAAUGAUAUGGUUACUAUUCCAUUCAGACCACAGAAAUAUUUUUCGUAUUUGGAAGAACAUCAGAUGUCUUUUGCUAAGAGAUUAGCAUAUUCUAGUUGUUUUUUAGUGAGUUUAGAUUUCGAAACAGCAGAAAAUGAAAAUUUUGAUAAUUUAUUACUAUUUACCAUUGAUGAUGACAAAGGGACAAUUGAUUUUCAAAGUGGUAUACACACAGGCUAUUCUAUAACAAGUAUUCGUAACUACUAUGACAAUCUAUUCAUUGUAACUGGUGAGUGCUUUCAAGUUUUCUGCCUUGAAUAUAUUGCCAAAGAGAAUAAAUUUAGGAUGUCAGCAGUUUCUAAUAGUCUCUUAGAAAAUGGCUUUAUUACAGAUUUUAUAAACUUACCAAUGGCACAAGAAAACACAUCAAGGAGAAAGAAACUGAGAUCUACAACUUUGCACAGAGAGAGAAUCCUUGCAGCAGAUUUGCUUAAAGGGUUAGUUGACUGUCAAUUAGAAGUAUCUAAGUGUUCUCCGAAUAAUGAUUUCGAAUUCCCUUAUAAAAUUCGAUUAGAUUCAGUGAUUGGUUCGAAGAAGCAUGCUGUUGCUCUCGAUGCAUCGAGUGAAUUCGUAAUUUCGUUGUUUUCAGUAUUUACAAAUGCUAGAUUAACAUCUUUUGCCUUAUGUCUUGGUGAAAACAAGUUGAGAUUUUAUAGUACAUGCAAUGGAGAAGACUUUUCUAUGGUGGAGUUUUAUCUGCCUUUCCCAAUAACCAGUAUAGUAUCUGUGCAAACUGGUAUAGGAGAAGGAAUAUUUCCAAAGAAAAACGUAUUUGAAGGAUCAUAUAAUGAUGUGAUGUUUCUUGUUACCACGACCAAUGGUGGUAUAUAUUCGAUCAGUGAAGCUAGCAUUGAACUUUCUAAGCAAUCUAUUGACGAAGCGAUUAUUCGAGAUCAUGGAAUGCAACUUAACCUUAUUGGAGCAAAAGAUGAAGAUGAAAGUGAUUUUGAAGAUGAGGAAGAUAAUUUACUUCUUGACAACAGGAUAUUAAACAUCAGAUGUCUAAAGGCAUCUUCAAGAUAA
This is a messenger RNA of Kazachstania africana CBS 2517, 3378 nucleotides long. It is a transcript of the gene MLO127, whose product is annotated as Mlo127p. The transcript has a single exon. Bases 1 to 3378 code for a protein of 1125 amino acids. The record is from RefSeq and is a predicted model, not a curated record. Lineage: Eukaryota; Fungi; Ascomycota; Saccharomycetes; Saccharomycetales; Saccharomycetaceae. Gene Ontology annotation, molecular function: protein binding.